This is a messenger RNA of Dioszegia hungarica, 1854 nucleotides long. RefSeq lists its product as uncharacterized. The coding region runs from base 1 to 1854 and encodes 617 amino acids. The record is from RefSeq and is a predicted model, not a curated record. Gene Ontology annotation, molecular function: protein binding. Lineage: Eukaryota; Fungi; Basidiomycota; Tremellomycetes; Tremellales; Bulleribasidiaceae. The transcript has 3 exons.
AUGAGCGCUACGCCUAGCUCACCUCCUCCUAGCGAGAGCAAGCCUACUCGCGACCUGCCGCACAUACCGCUCGAGGUGCUCUUGCAGAUCGCAGCGCAUCUGGAUGUCCCCUCGGCGUUGAAUUUGAGUAGGACGUGUAAGGGGUUGAGGGAUGCAGGGGAGUGUAAGGUCUGGGAGAUGGUAGAUGUCACGAGUGGAUGGGAUCCUGAGGGGGAUAGCGGAGCGGAGUUCGAUAUACCCUCCGUCAACUCCUACCAUACUCGCGGUGACACGGUGUACCGCAAGCUGGAAAAUGUCCUCGGCGCGCUGAAGGCGUACACGUUUCGCAUAGAAUGUGUUCGGGCUCUACGAAUCGAGCCGGUCGAUGGUACACCUUCAUCUAAGCGCGGCAGCAUGUUCGUCAUACUUCUUCAGCUACUCGCGGCCCAGGUCAAGCGGCUCGACAUUGUCCCCCUUCCAUGGCCGGGAGAGUAUCUUCUCCAAUCCCAUCCCGACAUCAAUCAUAAAGCUUUUGUCGACACCUUCAACUGGGCGUCAUUCCCAUUUCCCAAACUCGCUCACCUCAGGUACGGGUACGAGCUGGACGGGGCGGAGCCAGUAGACGAGUGGAUGAUGCGGAUGUCAGGUCUGGAGGAGUUGGAGUACAGCUGUGCCCAGGAUGGCUACGGGCAGUAUCCGUCCAAGUCCAAGGGAAGGCCACCGUUGAUGCGGCUCAAACGGCUCACCUUCAACAACCUCCGUGCUGAGGACGGCGACAUGGAUAUCACACUCGCUAUCCUCGCCACCCUCCUCGAGAACUCCCCGAACCUCGAGUACCUACGUCUCAAAGGCACUUGGCACCCUCGGGCGCGGGACAAGGCGCUCAAAGCGAUGGCCAAGCUGGAGCACCUCAAAACGGUGGUGGUAGUACAAGGGGAGGAUAGCAUCCCGAGUGUGGAUGUAGGGAUGGACUAUGAGGGCGGGAUCGAGUUCCAGCACUUUGGAAAACAGACGAUGCGGUUCGAGGAGGCGGUCGUGGAGAAUCUGGGAUGGGACGAGAUGCACGAAUUGCGGUUCGAGAGCCUUCGCAUUCCUCGUGUCAAGAAUCUCAGGCGCCUGACGAUCCUCACCACUCCCCGUCUUCCCCUCGAAGACUACAUCUCCCUCUCUAUCGGCCCAUCACCACUCAAGACCGGACACCUCUCACCCUUCUUCUUCCAGUACAUCCAGCGCAACCCUCAACUAUCCAUCAUCCUGUUCCUGUUCCUCGAAGAGCCCUUCCCCUCGGCUUACAAUGCGCACUCGGUGGAGCCGGAAUACUUUGUCGAUCCCCCUCGGUGGGAGAUGGAGGGCCAUCGGGGCGCUACCAUCCGCCAAUACACCGUCGGGCGGAUCGAGCAGUUCUGGCACAUCCGGACGCUGUCCAGAUCGCUCGAUCAUAAAUCCGGGAUGGCAUAUGUCGGGGCUAGGAGGGUAUGGCAGGACUUCACCCACUUCCGAGGGAGGACGGUGCCCCGUCAUGUCCUGGAAGAGGUGUAUAAAGCGGCAGACCUUUCCCUCGAAUCCAUCGAAGGGGGACGCGAGCUGGAGAUGCCGGACGCGGCAUGGGCGAUACUCCGCGAUUGGCGGGAAACGGCCGGGGAUGAGAGCGAGGUGGAGGAUGACUUUACGGAUGAGGAUCUCGAUGGGGAUGAGAUGGAUACUGAGGACGACGAUGAAGAAGAUGAGGAUGGAGCGAGCGAUGGAGGGUGGGGAUUAGGACAGGCGAUGGCGGACAAUGUGGAUGAUGUGGAUGGCGACGGGUGGGUGGAUACGGACGAUGAUGGGGAGUAUGACGAUUAUGACGGCGAGAGCGAUGAUCCGCUGGGGAUGUGA